GCAGUUAGCUACGGAAGACAGCAGCGUUCUGAAGGGAAGCCUUUCUGUUAUUCGACACCAGCGCCCCAUGCGGCCGGUCCGUGGGAGGCAAUGGGUGAUAGCCAAGGUUCGGCAGUCUACACUACCACCGACAGCAUUCCCAUGAAGCCGGUGUUUUUACCCGCUGGACUUCGGUUCGGCGAAGUGAACAGCUUGGGAGCGGUGGCUGGACACUCAUCUCCCACGAUCAUGUCCCCAAAUCUUCCUGGCAUGAUCAAGAUAGAGCCUCACUCAUGUAGUCCUAUGGAGACGGGGGAAUCAACUUUAGCUCCGGCCUCAACACGAUUUUGUCCAGAAGAAGGAGUGUGGUUAUAUUCCCCUUCUCAGAUGUCGAUGGGGUCACUCUCUCCGAACUGUAUUAUGAAUGACCAGAAGGCGAUGGUCAAUAGUGGACUCUCACCAGUUUCGGGUAGUAGCUAUGAUCCUUACAGCCCAGGAAAAGAAGAGCGCAGUCCGAGCAGUGUUAUGAACGGCUGUUCUAUAGACACUACGAAGAAGAACAAGAGCCCAGCGUCACGGCAACUUGAAGAACUGUGUUUAGUUUGUGGAGAUAGAGCAUCGGGAUAUCACUAUAACGCUCUCACUUGUGAAGGAUGUAAAGGGUUCUUCAGAAGAAGUAUCAACAAAAAUGCUGUUUACCAGUGUAAGUAUGGUAACCACUGUGAAAUUGACAUGUACAUGAGGAGAAAAUGUCAGGAAUGUCGACUGAAGAAAUGCCUUACUGUGGGAAUGAGGCCAGAAUGUGUGGUUCCAGAAUACCAAUGCGCCAUCAAGAGGGAAUCCAAGAAAGGUCAGCGAGAGAAGGACAAGCCAAAUAGUACUACAAAGGAGGGAAGUUGCUUUGAUAAAGAGGAAAAACCUCAAAUUCCAGGGGUGAAGCCCCUUGACCCUUCUCAAGAAGAGGUUAUCAACAAAUUAGUCUUAUUUCAAGAAGAGUUUGAAUCCCCAUCUGACGAAGAUCUGAAGAAGAUAUCUACGUUCCCAACUGGUGAAAGUGAAGAAGAUAGUUUACGGAGAUUUCAACAUAUUACAGAAAUCACUAUUCUUACUGUCCAGUUGAUUGUGGAAUUCUCUAAACGUGUUCCUGGGUUUGAUACCAUGCUGCGAGAAGACCAAAUCACUCUCUUAAAGGCCUGCUCUAGUGAGGUUAUGAUGCUAAGAACAGCUAGAAAAUAUGACAGUCAAACAGAUUCCAUUGUCUUUGCAAACAACCAGCCUUACACCAGAGAAAACUACCGCAGCGCUAGUGUUGGAGACUCUGCUGAUGCUCUAUUUAAUUUCUGUCGUCACAUGUGCAUGAUGAAAGUGGACAAUGCAGAGUAUGCCUUGCUCACUGCUAUUGUUAUCUUUUCAGAAAGACCAAGCCUUUUUGAGCCCAAAAAAGUGGAAAAGAUUCAAGAGUUUUAUUUGGACACACUGCGGGCAUAUAUUGAAAACCAUCGACCACCAGGAAAGAGUUACUUUGCCAAAUUACUGGCUGUUUUGACAGAACUCAGAACUCUGGGUAACAUGAACUCUGAAAUGUGUUUUUCACUCAAGGUCCAGAACAAGAAAUUACCACCUUUCUUGGCUGAAAUCUGGGAUGUUCUGGAGUGAAUAGGUUUAUUUGUUUUUAAUAAAGUAUAAUUGGUUUUAUUUGUUAUGGAGACAAAGAAGUAUCCAGUAAGUGACAAAUGGUGAAACAGAAGUAUAAAUGACAUGACUAAUGGGUUUUAUGAUAUGAAAUUAUGGAUGUAUCCAACUAGUACACUUUAUGUGGAUAGUUUUCAGGAUUUUGAUUGAUGUAGAGGUCAGUAAAAAACCCAAAAGAGCUUUGACCAUUAUGAGAGCU
This is a messenger RNA of Limulus polyphemus (Atlantic horseshoe crab), 1870 nucleotides long. RefSeq names its product ecdysone receptor-like. The record is from RefSeq and is a predicted model, not a curated record. The coding region runs from base 91 to 1635 and encodes 514 amino acids. The transcript is spliced from 7 exons. Gene Ontology annotation, molecular function: nuclear receptor activity; ecdysone binding; RNA polymerase II cis-regulatory region sequence-specific DNA binding. NCBI's taxonomy places the organism in Eukaryota, Metazoa, Arthropoda, Merostomata, Xiphosura, Limulidae. Gene Ontology annotation, cellular component: nucleus. Gene Ontology annotation, biological process: positive regulation of transcription by RNA polymerase II; negative regulation of transcription by RNA polymerase II; cell differentiation.